UUUAAGGAAUAUUCAAUAGUUAGCUAAAUAAGAUACAUUUGAUGAAAAACUAAUUUCAUUGUAAAUCUAUUAAAAUUAUAUAUGAUUUUAAUGUAUAAUAUUUUUAUUGAAGUAAAACUGAACUGAAUGUUUUUUCAAUGGAUAUAAAUUAUUUCAUUUAUUCCGUCAGCACCUGGUCUCCUACUCUAGUCAGCGUUGUAACCUUUUCUUGUUUUACUAGCGUGUGGAGCAGUAAUUACCAACGAUGACUGAAGGAACAGUUACCGUAAGGACGCGAAAAUUUAUGACCAACCGGCUUCUUUGCCGAAAACAAAUGGUCGUAGAUGUUACCCAUCCUGGCCUUCCUUCAGUGAAGAAAACGGAGAUUAGGGAAAAACUGGCUAAGAUGUACAAAUGUACUCCUGAUGUAGUAUUUUGCUUCGGUUUCCACACUAACUUUGGUGGUGGCAAAUCAUCUGGGUUUGCAUUGAUCUACGAAACUCUGGAUUUCGCCAAGAAAUUUGAACCAAAACACAGGCUUGCUAGGCAUGGUCUCUAUGAGAAGAAACAGCAAACCCGUAAACAGAGGAAGGAACGUAAGAACAGAAUGAAGAAGGUUAGGGGUACUAAAAAAGCUAAAGUUGGUGCUGCUGCAGGGAAGAAGUAACCUGUGGCGAUGGGAAGUUGAGUUGGGUUGUAUUUAUAACUUUACAUGCCAAACAUGUAAAUACUUUUGGAUGACUUGUGAAGGAAUAAAUACAAUGUUUUUAAGUUCUUUUUUUU
Molecule: messenger RNA, 762 nt
Organism: Nezara viridula (southern green stink bug)
Lineage: Eukaryota; Metazoa; Arthropoda; Insecta; Hemiptera; Pentatomidae
Source: the annotation of a GenBank genome assembly